AUGUGGCUCCCGAAUAGUACUGACCAUAUCCCAGGCUCGACAUCAAAUUCAUCAGUAGUGUCCAUCACUCCAACCCACGUCACAGAAUUCCCGACGGCGCCUAUGGAAGGACGACCUGUCAACUUUGGCUUAGUUGUUCCUGGUGUUUACCGAAGUAGCUAUCCCAAGAAGGAGGACUACGCCUUCUUGAGGGACUUGAAGCUGAAGACGAUAGUCACCCUGGUCAAGAAAGAUGAUCCCGAUCACGAGCUUGAGUCCUUUGUCGCUGCCAAUGGUAUCCAGCAGGCUGUCUUUAACAUGAAGGGGACAAAGAAAGAACCCAUUCCGCCCACCACCAUGGCGUCCAUCCUCGAACUUGUUCUGGACCGGAAAAACUACCCCCUCAUGAUCCAUUGCAACCAUGGCAAGCACCGCACCGGCUGUGUCGUCGCCGUUGUCCGCAAGCUGUCUGGCUGGGGCCUCGACAGAGUCGUUGACGAGUACACGACCUAUGCCUCCCCCAAGGUCCGGGAAUGUGAUAUUGAGUACAUUACCUCAUUUCAACCCAGCUCCCUGGAGAUUACAUUGGUUCGAUCAGUCAGUGCCGAGAACCCGCGCUUCGGCCCACUCCAAAUCCGGUCAUUUAUGAGAACCCUUUUGUUCACUGCCGUUGUCACGACAAUAUGGUUGGUGUCUGGUUCUCGCAUGGCUGUCCACCGCGACAACAUGUCCAGUUAG
Trichoderma virens Gv29-8 is the source of this 717-nucleotide messenger RNA. RefSeq lists its product as uncharacterized. Gene Ontology annotation, molecular function: phosphatase activity; inositol diphosphate tetrakisphosphate diphosphatase activity. Gene Ontology annotation, biological process: protein dephosphorylation. The coding region runs from base 1 to 717 and encodes 238 amino acids. NCBI's taxonomy places the organism in Eukaryota, Fungi, Ascomycota, Sordariomycetes, Hypocreales, Hypocreaceae. The transcript has 2 exons. The record is from RefSeq and is a predicted model, not a curated record. Gene Ontology annotation, cellular component: cytoplasm.